This is a messenger RNA of Diabrotica virgifera virgifera (western corn rootworm), 2544 nucleotides long. Its product is annotated as N-acetylglucosamine-6-phosphate deacetylase. Gene Ontology annotation, biological process: N-acetylglucosamine catabolic process. NCBI's taxonomy places the organism in Eukaryota, Metazoa, Arthropoda, Insecta, Coleoptera, Chrysomelidae. The transcript has 7 exons. Gene Ontology annotation, molecular function: N-acetylglucosamine-6-phosphate deacetylase activity. The record is from RefSeq and is a predicted model, not a curated record. Bases 97 to 1344 code for a protein of 415 amino acids.
UAACCUCAAUUUCAAGUUCAGGUGACAGUUUUUAUAGAAAGUUUUGUGUGGUCUGGUUUUGCGAUUUAUUUAUUGUUUUGAUAAAUUUUGUGUGAAAUGGACGACGAUGAUUUGAAGAAGUUAAUUGACCUAAAGACUACAGAUGAUAUAAUUACCAAAUUUUCUAACUGCCACAUCUUAAGAGAUCAUCAAUUCGUCAAAGAUGAUCUUUAUGUUAGAAAGGGCAAAAUUUUGAAUUCACUUGAUCUAUUUUACAAAGAAAAGCAUUCCCCACAUUUAGUUGUAGACUGCAAAGGAAACUACAUCGCACCUGGAUUGAUCGAUUUACAAAUAAACGGUGGAUUUGGUUACGAUUUUUCAUAUCAUGGGCAUACAGAAGAAGCUGUGAAAGUUGUAUCAAAAAAGUUGUUGCAACAUGGUGUCACUGGUUACUGUCCAACAGUGGUAACAUCGCCUGCAUAUGUUUACCAUGAUAUUUUGACAAAGAUACCGAAAACCAAAGGAGGCAAAGAUGGUGCUGCUGUUUUAGGCAUACAUGCCGAAGGACCCUUUAUGAACAAAGAAAAGAAAGGAGCGCAUCCUGAAAAAUACAUAUUGCCACAUAAAGGGUCUUUGAAACAAGUUAAAGAAACAUAUGGUGAAGGAUAUGAAAACAUUACCAUCAUUACUCUGGCUCCAGAAUUUAGUAGAUCAGAUGCCAUCAUAAAGAAAUUGAAAAUGGACAAUAAAAUUGUAUCAUUAGGACAUUCCAUGGCAAAUUUGGCUCAAGGCGAAAGUGCUGUUAAAAAUGGCGCAAGUCUCAUUACUCAUUUAUUCAAUGCGAUGUUGCCGUUUCAUCAUCGAGAUCCCGGACUAGUUGGCCUUUUAACAUCCGAUCAAUUUCCUAGUAAAGACUUAUUCUUUGGCAUCAUAUCAGACGGAAUACACACACAUCCCUCGGCUCUGAGGAUAGCUUAUAAGGUACAUCCUGAUGGUUUGGUGUUAGUAACGGAUGCCUUAUCGGCAUUGGGUUUGAAGGAUGGGCGACAUAAAAUCGGACAGAUGGACGUAGAAAUAAGGAGCGGCAUGGCUUUUGUAGCAGGUACUAACACUCUUUGUGGAAGCGUUGCCAGUAUGAUUGAAUGCGUCAGGUUUUUCAUCAAUGCUACAGGUUGCCCAUGGGAAUAUGCUUUAGAAGCAGCCAGCUUACACCCGGCUAAAGUUUUAGGAAUAGACGAUAGAAAAGGACGCCUAAACGCAGGCGCAGAUGCUGAUUUUAUUGUACUAGAUAGCCAUUUGCAAUUACGAUCUACGUGGAUAGCCGGGGAAAAAGUUUACGACACCCUACGACCAGAUUACCAUUAAAGAUGUUUUAACAAAUUCAGUGUAUAGGAGUUCACAAACGUAAACUACUUAAUGUUGAAUGUGUGCGGAGUGUGUUGGUCUAAAAUCUUUACUUUAUACAAUUUUAUAUAAAAGCAUAUAGACGAAAAAAAAAAAUAAUAAAACAUAUAAUUUUUUCUAAUCUACUUUGUAAAAGUCGCAUCAUCACGUCAUUGAUUUAUGAUUUUAAAAAGUUGUGAUUCGUAAUUGGGAAAAGCUUGAAUAAUCGAAACAUUUAAAAUUGACUUCCGAGAAUAGUUUCUGCACUCCAGAUGUGUCUCUCUCUCUUUCUGUCCCUCCUAUGGCGCUACAGCUUAAGCCAGGUCAUGGCCUCCCCUUCCAAAUAUCUCUGACCCUAUCUGUUCUCCUUCAGUUGUCCGCCUUAAAAAUAUCUCUUUAGUAGUCCACUAUAGUUCUACUAGGUGUUCUGUCAUUAUCCAUUCUUAAGCACAAUCAAACAAUUAUUACAGACGUUUUUCUUAUAAGAUAAUUCAUACAUAUUUUACACAGAGUCGGAGCCAGCCCAUCACUCUGUUUUAGCCCCGGUAGUAGUGAUGUUGAUUAUAGUUACUUUCGAGUAAUCGUUACAAAUCGUUACUUUUGUAUAAAGUAAUCAUUUACAGUAUUCGUUACUUUGAUUACUUUUGUAUUUGAGUACCGGUAAUGAUAUCGAGAAUCGUAUUUCUCAGUAGGUAGGUUUUAUUUUUAUUUUCAUUCUGUGAAUUAUCUACUAUCUAAUCUACAUCGGCAAAUCGCGUAGAUCUAGAUAAAAAAAUAGUAUAUAUAUUUUACGUAUACCAUUAUACCUCCCUCUGUUUCAUCUUCUACAUUCUCCUCACACUCACACCCUUAAAACGCUUCAUACCGAUAACGAUAUUCGAUAACACUCGUAAAAUACCGGUCCCGUCCGUUACUCGCUGGGAUACGAUUGGUAGAAAGCAGUGGCGGCUCGUACCACUUUAAGAAGGUAGUGCCACAACUCGGGCAGCCGCCAAAAUUUUUAGUGACGGAUUCACGAUAUUGUCAAAAAAAGGUAUACUGACAACAAAAACUAAAAAAAAUAUGCGCGGAUACUUUUAUCUUAUGUACAUAUCUUAAGUUUAUUGAUCUGAGGUGCCAAGCAAUUGUCCAACAUUGAUCAAAACAGUUCCGUAAAUUAAUUAAUAAUAAAAACCUCUUAAC